Lipotes vexillifer (Yangtze River dolphin) is the source of this 303-nucleotide messenger RNA. RefSeq names its product GON7 subunit of KEOPS complex (gene GON7). Lineage: Eukaryota; Metazoa; Chordata; Mammalia; Artiodactyla; Lipotidae. The record is from RefSeq and is a predicted model, not a curated record. Gene Ontology annotation, cellular component: EKC/KEOPS complex. The transcript has 2 exons. The coding region runs from base 1 to 303 and encodes 100 amino acids.
AUGGAGUUGUCGGCGGAGUACGUCGGGCAGGAAGGGCAGCGACAGCAGCUGCGGGUGCCCUGUGAGGUGCCGGGCGUCGCCGACCCUUUCCAGGGCUUGUUGUCGGGCGUGGCUAAGAUGAGGGAGCUGGUGACCAACCUCCUCGGCUCCCCGGUACAGCGGGAAGCACAGGACCGGGUGGCGGUGGCUCCAGACAAGGCGUUGGACGGUGAUGAUGAAGAUGAUGCAGAAGAUGAAAAUAACAUUGAUAACAGAACUAACUCAUAUGGACCCUCUGCAAAACGGCCAAAAACACCAACUUAA